GGCGUGUGUGGCAGGACGGGCACCGAGCAACCAGCCCCCAGCCUUGGGCCAACCCGGAGAAACCAAGGGGCUGCAAAGGGCCUUGGGAAGGGCCUUAGGAAUGUCACAGGGCUGGUGGGCCCACCUCCAACAGCUCAGGGCCUGGGCCUCCAGAGGUCACAGGCGGGAAUGGGCUUGCCAGAGGCCACCGACCACCAAGGAACUGGCCGGGCCACCCUGCGUCAGCCUCAGGAGGAGCACGUAGUCAGGACUGGCAGCUCCCCUGGUUGAUGAUCUCCCAAGUCCCUUGGUGAGCAAGGGAUGCUCUUCCUGGAGACUCUGCGGGCAGACCCUGGGGCAGCCGGGCCUGUCAUGCCAUCUGCUCUCCCCACGCGGCUCCCUGCUGCUGACCAGGAGGGGCAUUUGCAAUCAGCUCCGGCAGACUACCCCAGCAGGACCACUGAGGCAUGGCUGACACAUUGGGUGUCAGCUACACUUGAUCAAUUGAAUUAGGGCCUCAUUGACAGGCAGGCCCAGACGGGAACUUGGAGCUGGUUAAGUCCAGUGUCCUGCUGAGUGGGACUGUCCCUGACAUGGGGUGGCCUGCCUCAGUCGGACAGCAAGCCCACCACUACCUGGGGCUCCACCUCGCGGGACCCUCGGGCCGCCCACUUGUGCAGCUCUGCUCUUAGAACAGCCGUCCUUCUCGGGCGGUGUUUCUCAGUGUGGAACUCCUGGCAUUGGACUUGGUAGUUUUCCACGGUGCAGGACUUUUACAGGGUCCCUGCCUACUAAAUUCCUCUAGUGCUCGCCUCCUAGGCAUGCAUUUUCGGGGUGAGAGUAGCACCCCUAGUUAAGAACAAGUGCUGCCAAACCUGUCUGUCUCCACCUUCCAUCCCUUGCUCCUGGCUCUGCUAAAAGCCACAGGUGGUCUUUGUCUGCAGUUCACCCGCCGCUGAGCACGGGCUACAGUUGAAUUUAGCUUAGCAUUUGUUUGUCAUUAAACCACUGCAAUUCUGCCUCAUGCCUUCCCACCAUUUCUGUCCUUCACACCUUCCUUCCUCCAAGUUGUUCAGUGAAAUUGUUGGUGACAAUGGGGCAGAGCCUCCAGCCCCUCUCUGGAGACCUGCCCCCAGCCUGCCUGGCUGUGACCACUUGGGCCAUAGAGCACCGCAGACCUGGGUCACGGCCAGGCACCUUGGCUACAGGCACCAGAUUGUUCUGUCCUGGAGUUAAACAGACAAGGGAUGUCUGUGCUGGAGUGGCUGGAUCUAGCCAGUUGGGAUAGUAGGGGUCAUGAGGCAAGAUGGAGAGCUGGCAGAUCAGGUCAGCAAGCCUAUAAGGGUGCCCUGGGCAUGACAGGUGGAUGACACCUUGAGGUUACAAGAAGGAAGGAGAGGGGCUGGGCUGCCCCUGAGGAGGCUGCUCAGAGGUCAUGGGGCCUUGACCUUGAAGGAGCUGGGUAUGAGAACCAGGCAGGGGCAUUCCAGGAGCUUGCACUGGCCUCCCCAGCAAAUGCCAUGGGCUCUGGGACCACUGGCCAGCCCCCAGCCCCCUGCCACCACUGCCACCGCCACCUUUGGCUCCCUGUCCUACCUGUGGAAUGAUGCAGAAUGAAGCAGGGUGAUCCUGGGAUUGUGAUGCCAGUCUGGCAUUGAUUCCAGGGGCCUUGGAGGGUCUGUUUGAGAAGGGAGAGCUAUGUGGGCUGGACACUCACUGAGCAUUGAUGGAUGACUGGUUCCCAGCAGCGGGAGCACAGGGAGAUGGCAGGCAUUUGGCCCUGGAGGGUCACCAGAAAGAAAUGGAAGGGCAGCCGGGUGCAGAGAGGGACAUGGCUUUCCCGGGAACACACAGCCCAGAAGCAGCUGAGCAGGGCGUGAACCAACAUGCAGGGCUGCUGGCCCUUCAGGCUCAGGGCAGCAGUGUCUGCUUGUGAACCAGAUUGGGAGGGUCCUUUGGGUGGGGAGAGGGCUGCCCACUCUUCCGAGGAUCCACCCCUCGCCCUGUUUCCCAUUUCAUAGUGGAGCGAUUGAGACCAGAAUGAGGAAGUCAUCAGUUGAAUCAAGACCAGAAUCCACUUGCCUGCUGCCAGCCAGAGGCCACCCCAAGGGGCCAGUGUGGGUGGGCAGAAGGUGGCUUUUAUCCAUGCAUUUCCCUCUGGAAAAGCCCCUCAUUUCCAGGGAAACUCCACUGGGGCCCACUUUUAAGUCUGAGUGUAAUUUCCCACAUAGUAAGGAAAGAAAAUGGCAGAGAAAGUCAAGUAGUUUCACAAACCCAGCAUCCUCAACAGCUUUACCGAAUGGCUGGCAGGAAGGAAGUUCUUCUGGCCUUUCACUAAGGAGAUGCGGGGUCAGGGGUGAGCUUGGGCCCGCUGGAGUUUUGGGGCUUUGGUGUUCAGGAGUACUGGUCUGCAGGUUUUGAGGACAAGCCUCUGUGGGAUUACCAGGGGGCCCCAGAAGCUUGAGGCCCCGUGGGGAUCGAGGGUUGUCGUUCUGUAGCUCAAGCAUGGCAGUCAUGUCUCCCGGGACCACAGCUCCAGGCUGCAAAUGAGGGGGCUGAGGCCCUUGGUUGCCCCCAGAGGCGAUGCUGCUCAGCUGGAACUUGGAUUAGAAAAGGGUCAGGCCCCUGCGGUUUCUGAGAGUAGCUCAGUGGCUGUUAGGAAUUUUACUCUUCCCACAUGGUUGGGUAGAGUUUUACAGUGUGCGAAACAGUCUUUAGACACCCUCCCUGUUUAAGCCUGCGUGCCUCAGCUACAUGAGAAAUGAGCCCAUUGCAGCCCACCUCAGCAGGGGAUUAGAGUUGUUCUUAGGUGGAAAUCACAUAUUCUGCAAUUUACAGAAGAUACACGGAAGGUUCCCAGAGCCCUAGAAGGGAGAGGCCCAGGGACAGGGAAGUCAGAAGGGGCCCGAGUGAGAGCCCGGGGUAGCCCCUGCAGACCCCACAGGGACUUGCACUGGAUGCCAUCAAAGCCUUCCUACCUGCCUCUCCCAGAUUUUUAAUGAAUAGAUUAAAAAGCCAUUUGUCAUGAGCACAUUGUCCGGAUGCAAAUCAGUGCCGCAAAGGUAAUUAAAAGCAUAACAAAUCUUGUUUACACUUUGAAUUUGACUACAAUCGAAGCCCCUUAGAGCUGGGGGAGACUCAAGAUGCAGGGUUCCCGCCCCUUCCUCCUCCAGGUGAGGGAGUGGGCUCCCAGGAGAGGCUCCUGGGUCCUGCUGGCCGUGGGAUUUCAGUUUGGCCGUUUUCAAGCUGGGUAACUUAGGGUGCGCUUACUCAGCCUCUCUGAGCCUCAGUGUCCUCACCUGUAGAAGUGGAACAAAAGCAGCAGCAGGACUUGCCAUACAUGUGUCACCACAUCUGCCCUCAAGGAGCACCAUGGACUGACCGUCGGUCCCCACACCCUCUGUCUGGCUCCGUCAGACUCUGACGUGCUCAUUCGAGGUCAGCUGACAAAGAAGCAAAACCAACCCCCAGUCUUUUCCUUUCCCUGGUCACGUCAUACCACCUUCGCAGCUGUCGGUUUUAGCUCAGUUUUUGCAUCGUGGUACCAAAGGCUUGGAUUGUCGGAGGCCCUUCUUGCCCCCAGAAAACGGAAAUUAAAAUUUUCUUAAAAGGCAUUUGAAAGCCCCAUAAAUCCCUGCUCCAUCAGUUCCAGAUUGCCAAAAUGCAAGGAUCUUUUCCUUUCCCCCAUCUUACUGAAAAAUUUUAAAACCCUCUAAUCUGCAGUUAGCUGCACAAGUUCCUCUCUAAGUUUCACCGCAGGGAGGGAAGGAAGCAGGCUCCAGUAAUUGUGGUGAUGGAGAGCGCCUGCUAAUGGGUCCCCUAAAUUAAAGGGGGAGGGGGUUUCAGCUCCUCACUGGCUUGGCAUUUCAUUAGCAGGAACACCACAGCCUUGCCCGGAGACGGAACCAAUAUAGCCGGAUCAGGGAAAUUAAUUAGGGUCUGACAAUACCCUUAAUGGGAACUGGUUAUUUCUCCCAAAUAAAGAGGCUGUUAGAAGUGCAAGAGAAGAAAGAAACCAGCCCUUCCUUCCUCGUCCACCUGUGAAUGUCUGUGUAGCUGCAGGAGCCAGAAAUCUUCUCUCCUUCAUCCCGUGCAUUGCUCGUUUUCUCUCAUUGAGCAAACACGGGUCAGUACCCAUGGGGCUGGCACACAGACAUGUAAGCAACCUACUAGAACUGCAGCGUGAAAAGUUCUCUAUCAAAUUUUUGAAAACAGUGCUGAGGGAACAGAAGAAAAUGCCGUUAGUUCUGCUUACCAGCGAUAUAAAAGGGACUAUCCAGGCUGGGCUUUGAAGUAUAGGUAGGAGUGUACCCAUUAGAGAAAGAAAGGUGGAAGAAUCCUGGGGAAAGCCUCCAAGGUUUGGCAAAUGGGUGAUUUCUAGUCAACAAGCAGGAAUGAAUAAUAAUGUACCUCCUGCUGAUAGCAUGGUUGCAAAACUCUUCUCAGCACUUUCAGAGUAUUCUCCCGUGAGUGUGGGUCCGUCCACUGUGGCUGGGCUGGAGAAAUGGGAAAAGGUAAAAGUACAGCUGAGUAGGGACUCCGUCAGGCACUGUGCUAAACUCGACACAUAUCCUCAUCUUCCAUCCUGGGAGUCUUAGUCCCACUUGACAGAUGAGGAAGUUGAGGCUGACUUAGAAUCGCUUCUCCAAGGUCACGUUUCUCCAAGGUUGGACCCUACCUAGACUUGAGUCCCAGCCCACGUGGUUAACCCCUUUCCUACAAGGCCUCCCUCAGUAGAAUAUCGACUUUUAGCCUCAAAAAGCAUUUUGUCGGAAUCCCUACAUCUUUGCCAACCUGCCCCUCCAGGUUCCAGCCAGUGAUUCGGGAUAUAAAGCGGUGUUUCUUCCUGCAACAUUGUUUGGGUUUUCCCUGCAGCCCACCUGUGAGGCCCCACUUUGCAUCUCUCUUCUUUCAUGCUGGUGGCUUCCCAAGAACUCUUGUGAGCUCCUAGAUCACCGUCCUCACUUCCCAGUGCCCCAGUAGCCAUCCUUGCAUGAAAGAGCUCUGCCUUUCUGAAUUCUGAGUUCCCCAAGAUGGUAAGUGGGAUGUAGUCAGGCAGGCCUGGGGGCCUUGCUUUAACUAGCUCCGUGACCACUGCGUGCCUCAGCUACAUGAGAAAUGAGCCCAUUGCAGCCCACCUCAGCAGGGGAUUAGAGUUGUUCUUAGGUGGAAAUCACAUAUCUGCUUGCAUCCAGAAGCCACUUGGUAAAUCAUAGCACCGAUAACAAUAACAGUGGCAGCCCACGGUUUCUUAGUGUCCAGGAUGUACCUGACGUGGUGCUUUGGGCUUUACCUGUGUUAGCUCACCUAGUCCCCGUAGCAGCCCUCAGAGGGAGGUGCGUGAUCAUCCCCAUUUUACAGAUGAGGACACUGAGGCCUGGAGAGAGUGAGUGGUGGGUUUGUUCGCUCCCCUCUCUGUCCCUUUUCCCUCUUAUUUCCCAGGCCCGGUGCCCUGUGUGCUUACAGGCUCUCUGCAGGUGGGUAGGAAUCAAGUUUAACUAAUGCAGUGACUUGAUCCUCAGGCAGCCCUCCAAGGGUGGGCCCAGAGAGGUGGCGGCUCUCCCUGGCCUCCUUCUACAGCAAAGGCUUGCUGAGCCCUGGAGGUGUGUGAUGACACCGUGGGGGAGCCCAGGAUCUUGGGGAGGGAAGGUGGUGCUUAGGCCAGUGGGCCUGGCAACUGCUUCCUGGAGGAGGCGGCCUUUGGAGGAGCCUGGCUGGAAAGGAGGAGCAGCCUUUUCAGGGGAGGAGGGGUGGAAGCUUCUAGAGCUAGACAAGGUGCAGAGGCAGAAAGGCACUGCCCUGAGUUAGGAGGCACCUGGCACUCGUAUCUGAGCUUGGCAGGCGGGCUCUGCCGGGAUUCCAAGUGGCUUCCAGGGCCGCUGACUCUGCAGGUGGAACAGGAUUCUCAGGGCACUUCUGGCUGGACAGGCUUGGCUGGGGACAGCUUGUGGCAAGAAACUGGGCCACGCCGGAUGGGGGUAUAGCACAGCGGGGCAGGAUACUGGGAGUGAGGUGUGCACAAGAUGAGGAAGCUGUUCCCGGUGGAAGGUCUCGAAAUGCCAGGGAGCUGGGCUGGGGCCUCAGGAUCUACCCAGAGGUCAGGACACCCUCCCCCAGGCACCCUAGGCCUUCUCUGUCACCCCAAGUCCUCCCUCCUCCCCCAGCCAAGCCACUGCCUCCUUGGGCACCAGGGACCCAGGCAGCCACACCUAGGGGCAGUGUCUGCACCCAGGCAGAAGGCCGAGGCUGGGCCGACUGCCUCGGGAUCCUGCAGGACAGUGCCUUCACUGCUGACAGCAGGAGCUGUCCCCUCCAGAAGGAGAUGAGUCAUAGCCGCAUCCGCGUGGAGCUGCCACUUCUGCUUCUGCAGCAGUGAUGGGUCAUUCCCCUAUGACUCUGUCCCUUGGCAGCAGAACACCAACCAGCCCCCCGGCUCCCUCUCCGUGGUCACCACAGUUUGGGGAGUAACCAACACGUCCCAGAGCCAGGUCCUCGGGAACCCCAUGGCCAAUGCCAACAACCCCAUGAAUCCAGGCGGCAACCCCAUGGCGUCGGGCAUGACCACCAGCAACCCCGGCCUCAACUCCCCGCAGUUUGCUGGGCAGCAGCAGCAGUUCUCAGCCAAGGCCGGCCCCGCCCAGCCCUACAUCCAGCAGGGCAUCUACGGCCGGCCCAACUACCCCGGCAGCGGGGGCUUCGGGGCCAGUUACCCCGGCGGUCCCAGUGCCCCCGCAGGCAUGGGCAUUCCUCCGCACACCAGGCCGCCCGCUGACUUCACUCAGCCGGCGGCCGCCGCGGCAGCAGCUGCAGUAGCAGCCGCCGCCGCCACGGCCACGGCCACGGCCACAGCCACUGUGGCCGCCCUGCAGGAGACGCAGAACAAGGAUAUAAACCAAUAUGGACCGGUCUCUUCCUCUUUCCAGAUGGGUCCCACCCAGGCGUACAACAGCCAAUUCAUGAACCAGCCCGGGCCACGGGGGCCCACCUCCAUGGGGGGCAGCAUGAACCCCGCGAGCAUCGCGGCUGGCAUGACGCCGUCGGCAAUGAGCGGCCCCCCCAUGGGCAUGAACCAGCCCCGGCCGCCCGGCCUCAGCCCCUUCGGCACACACGGGCAGCGGAUGCCCCAGCAGACCUACCCAGGCCCCCGGCCCCAGGCCCUUCCCAUCCAGAGCAUAAAGAGGCCGUACCCAGGAGAGCCCAACUAUGGAAACCAGCAAUAUGGACCAAACAGCCAGUUCCCCACCCAGCCGGGCCAGUACCCCACCCCCAACCCCCCACGGCCGCUCACCUCUCCCAACUACCCUGGGCAAAGAAUGCCGAGCCAGCCGAGCACUGGGCAGUACCCGCCCCCCACAGUCAACAUGGGGCAGUAUUACAAGCCAGAACAGUUUAAUGGACAAAAUAACACCUUCUCGGGAAGCAGCUACAGUAACUACAGCCAGGGGAAUGUCAAUAGGCCUCCCAGGCCAGUUCCUGUGGCAAAUUACCCCCACUCGCCUGUUCCAGGGAACCCCACACCCCCCAUGACACCAGGGAGCAGCAUCCCCCCGUACCUGUCCCCCAGCCAGGAUGUUAAACCUCCCUUCCCGCCCGACAUCAAGCCAAAUAUGAGUGCUCUGCCGCCGCCCCCAGCCACCCACAACGACGAGCUGCGGCUCACGUUCCCGGUGCGGGACGGCGUGGUGCUGGAGCCCUUCCGCCUGGAGCACAACCUCGCCGUCAGCAACCACGUGUUCCACCUGCGGCCCACAGUCCACCAGACGCUGAUGUGGAGGUCUGACCUGGAGCUGCAGUUCAAGUGCUACCACCACGAGGACCGACAGAUGAACACCAACUGGCCGGCGUCCGUGCAGGUCAGCGUCAACGCCACGCCGCUCACCAUCGAGCGCGGCGACAACAAGACCUCCCACAAGCCCCUGCACCUCAAGCACGUGUGCCAGCCUGGCCGAAACACCAUCCAGAUCACCGUCACAGCCUGCUGCUGCUCCCACCUAUUCGUGCUGCAGCUGGUGCACCGGCCCUCCGUCCGCUCCGUGCUGCAAGGCCUCCUCAAGAAGCGCCUCCUGCCCGCCGAGCACUGCAUCACAAAAAUCAAGCGGAACUUCAGCAGCGUGGCUGCCUCGUCGGGCAACACAACUCUCAACGGGGAGGACGGCGUGGAGCAGACGGCCAUCAAGGUGUCCCUGAAGUGCCCCAUCACAUUCCGGCGUAUCCAGCUGCCUGCCCGAGGCCACGAUUGCAAGCACGUGCAGUGCUUUGAUCUGGAGUCGUACCUGCAGCUGAACUGUGAGAGAGGGACCUGGAGGUGUCCAGUGUGCAAUAAAACCGCUCUGCUUGAGGGCCUGGAGGUGGAUCAGUACAUGUGGGGGAUCCUGAACGCCAUCCAACACUCCGAGUUCGAGGAGGUCACCAUUGACCCCACGUGCAGCUGGCGGCCGGUGCCCAUCAAGUCGGACCUGCACAUCAAGGACGACCCCGACGGCAUCCCCUCCAAGCGCUUCAAGACCAUGAGCCCCAGCCAGAUGAUCAUGCCCAAUGUCAUGGAGAUGAUUGCCGCCCUGGGCCCCGGCCCCGCCCCCUACCCGCUCCCGCCACCGCCCGGGGGUGCCACCUCCAAUGACUACGGCAGCCAAGGCAACAACUACCAGAGCCAUGGCAACUUUGACUUCCCCCAUGGGAACCCCGGCGGCACGUCCAUGAACGACUUCAUGCACGGGCCCCCCCAGCUCUCCCACCCCCCGGACAUGCCCAGCAACAUGGCCACCCUCGAGAAGCCUCUCAGCCACCCCAUGCAGGAGACUAUGCCACACGCUGGCAGUUCAGACCAGCCCCAUCCCUCCAUACAACAAGGUUUGCACGUACCACACCCCAGCAGCCAGGCAGGGCCCCCUUUACAUCACAGCGGGCCUCCUCCUCCUUCCCAGCCGCCCCGGCAGCCGCCCCAGGCUGCCCCCAGCAGCCAUCCUCACAGCGACCUGACCUUUAACCCCUCCUCAGCCUUAGAGGGUCAGGCCGGAGCGCAGGGAGCGUCCGACAUGCCGGAGCCUUCGCUGGAUCUUCUUCCAGAACUCACCAAUCCGGACGAGCUCCUGUCGUACCUGGACCCCCCUGACCUGCCAAGCAAUAGUAACGACGACCUCCUGUCUCUCUUUGAGAACAACUGAAGCCCCCCGUCUGUCGGGGCCAUCCCUCCCCACUAUGCCUCCUUCCCCAUCCGUUCCACACACUUUUCUGCCUGGGAGCCUGUGCCCUCAGACUGCCCCUGACCCAGGACCGCGGGCUCGGGGCUGGGGGUCCCUUCCCUGCUGCUGCCACCGAGGGGCCGGGGGAGGGUGCACUAUGAGCCCAUGGGCCCCACACCCGAGCAGGCCCCAAAGAAGACCCUGACGAGUGGAACCAGCCCACAAUCAAAGACAGCUUCUGGGGCCUCCAUGUGUGCCGUUUCCAGACGACCUUCCAGCGUCCCCAAGGUUCUUCCGUUUUCUAGACUGUAGCCCUGCCUCCCUGCUUCCUGGCCCAGAAGGCCCCUGCCCCACCCUGAGAUCCAGGGCGGGCCCCCACCCUUGGAGGCACAGUGACAGUCAGCGGCAGUGACAAUGGCCCGUCUACCACCACCACCCACCACCGAAAAGCACAAACCUCUGGGAAAGAGAACUUCUCUCCAGGGUCAGGGCUUGCCAUUUGACCCCUGACCUCUAUGCCAAGAUACUCUGAAAUGACCUCACUCAGAAAGCAGAGUGAAAGGACAAGAGUCUGUGUUUGAGAGGGGGUGCACCAUUCCUGCUUGGGACUGGUGGGAAAGGGACCCGGGACGAUAGAGGACAGCUCCAAGCCCUUCGGAAGUGGGCCAGAGCACAGCCUCAGGGGCGGAGAGAGAACCCACUGGAGACGUUUGUGCCCUUGGGUAGGGUGGGGGGAAAGCCGCCAGCCGGAGUCAAACAGGGGCAGCCACUUACAACUUUGCUCCAAGCCACUCCCUUUUUAAAAAAAAAAAAAGAAAAACAACAAAAAUCUAAGAAGAUAUUAAGUCAUCUGGAGAAAGGAACGUUGGACUUGGACAGAAAGCAAAUCAUUUCUCUCAGUGUUGUUUCCUUCCUCCUACUCCCCACCCACCUCUCCAAGACUGUUACGUGGGACACCCCCACUUUCCUCUUGUUUGUCCAGCCGGACAACGGCAAGGCGGGGACUGCGAAAAUGGAGGAGAAGCGUGGGUUCAGUUGGGCACGUGGGCUUGGCGGCAACCAUCCGGGGCCAUCACCUCUCUCUCCAGUCUGUCUGUCCGUCCCCAUGCUCGGGGCUGCCCCAUGUGCCAGCCCAGUCCACUGCCGCUCAUGCAGGGGUUACCGUGAGCAUCCUGGGGUGUGUCUGUGGCUUCUGGCGUCACUUUCCUUCCACGUCCCCCCAUCCCCAAAGCUCACCCCACACUCCUCACUCAAGUGGAAGCAUCCUCUCGUUUUCCAUCCUCCGCCUCUCUCCUCACCUCCCUCCCGCUCUCCGGAGUCUCAGCUCGUGCAUCCAUUUGUUUCCGGCUUGUCUGGCCCAUGGUCUCGCUGGACAACCUGGUCACCUGGGUCCUGUUUGUAACUCCUUGGCGUCCUUCCCUGCCACCGCUGCUGCUGCUCUCGUCUCCCAACUUGUUCUUGGGCUCUCGAUCUCUCUCCCGGUCUCCAUGAGGGUGGGCCCAGCCCUCCACUGUGGACUUUUUGAUAACGGUGGCCCCCGUGGUUGACUUCCAGUCACCACACUAGCUGGCACAAGGGUUUCUGUAGACGAGCUGCCAUUGCCCCCCAACCCCCUCUUCCUUUGUCCCCUUUGUCAGAGUUUUUCAAACAGCGUGGUGUUCAGUAUGCAGACUGAUUAUUUUAAGAAUCGCUUUUGUAAAUAUCUUUGUGAAUAUUUUAGUAUCGUCUUUGAUAAUAUUCAACAUUUUCAUGACCUGGUUAUAGCCUUUGCUGGAGUUUUUAAAAUACCUUGACUCAGCCACAAAGACCGAGUCCUUUUUUUUUAAAAAACAAAAACAAAAACAAAAAAAUACAACAAACAAAAACAAAAAAGCAAUCGGGGCUAUUUGUACAGAUGAAGGAACGAAGAGAUUGGGUGGUUGUACUUUGAGUUCAAAGACCAGGCAGCCCACUGUCGAGACCCACCCCCGGUUGGCUGAGGGGGUGAGACGAGGCCGGGGAGCACAUGGCCAUCCUGGCCCGGGCCUCCCAGCCUGGCCGGGGUGGCAGUCGGCCCCACCCUGUUGGACCACCUCCUGUGUUCAGCUCCAGGCAGACUUACAGAUGCCUUCCUUAGAAGUUCCUGCUUCCUGUCCUGGUACUUUGCCCCAGGGAGCCCUGGCGUCUGUUCCAGCUCUUACCAGGCUAUCCCAGUCUCUGCUCACUGACCCAGCCACAGCUUUCUAGUGCAGGGGUUGAGAUGUUCCCUGCUGCUGGGUUCCAGCCACCUCCCUCCACCUUCCCUGCAGAAGCCAUGGCCUCAGCACCUGGGGCUGAUGUUCUGGGUCCCCUGCGAUGUCAGCCUCCACCAGCAAGAUCAGCAAAGAACUUUCCCUCUGGCUGGCUCCAAACCGUGGUGCCCACAGCCCAUGCUCUGAGGACCGAUGCUUCCAGGUUGAGUUUGGAGCCAGGCCAGGGGUAUCCGGGGCUUGAGCAAACCCCAGGUACGUAGGAACCUGUAGAGGUAACAUCCCUGAAAGUGGGGGCAGUUCUGAAUUCUGGGGAGCUCUUUCCCCGAUCCUUUCAGACAACAACUCGGAGCCAUAAGCAGCCUCAGCAAAAACGAGGCCUCAGCAAGCCACUUUUCCAUGACAACCAUCAGCCCAGCCCAUCGGCACGUUUCUGCGGCCACUUCCCAAGGUGGACAGGGAGCUGGCGGGGCGGGCGGGAAGGCUCAAGGACAGGCUGUCACCCCCAUCUCCUUGGUUUGAAGCUUUAUCCAUGUCCAUGUUCCCUGUAGCAAUCUUGUUUUUAAAGCGACUUCUGGUAAUGUCUCCCCAGUGGAAACCCCAACCCCGAGAAGCUUCAUGUCUGCUCCUGACAGGCCCCGAGCUGACCUGUCGGGACAUGGCAGGGUCCGCAGCGACUCAAGGGACGUGUGUACAUAUGUAAAUGAGAAAUAGAGACGUGUCCACAGAUGCAUUCAUUUCCCUCGGAAUGUGUAUUGUUUUUAUUUUACAAAACAAAAUGAGAAAAAAAAAAAAGGCUUGGAACUCCAUCUGAACGUGGAAAACCUAGAUCCUGUUUGUUAGCGUUUGUGAGGUCUCCGCAUUUGUCUCACUAUGUAAUAUAAUCUGACCCUGUGUGGCAUUUUUGUUCUGUUUUGUUUUUAUUUUACCUACAUGUAAUAUUUAGCUUCAGUGUACUAGUCCUGCCACCUGUGUAUUUUUAGGGUGCUAUGGAAAUAAUGACAAGAACGGGGAUAUCAAGAGAAAAUUGUAACCAAAUUCGUACUUUGUAUAAUUUUUGAUAUCAUGAUCACAGGUGAUUCGCACAUACACACAUAAACACACCCACCAGUACAGUCUGAAGUAACUUCGCGGAAACAGUCAUCUUUGUACAUCGUAUGUACGAUGCAAUCAUUUCAUACUUUGAACUGGUCAAAAAACUAAUUGUGAUUUCUAGUCUUGCAAAGCUGUAUGUAGUUAGAUGAUGUGACAACCUCUAAUAUUUAUCUAAUAAAUAUGUAUUCAGAUGAAACCUGUA
Choloepus didactylus (southern two-toed sloth) is the source of this 12686-nucleotide messenger RNA. It is a transcript of the gene ZMIZ1, whose product is annotated as zinc finger MIZ-type containing 1. The record is from RefSeq and is a predicted model, not a curated record. The transcript has 18 exons. NCBI's taxonomy places the organism in Eukaryota, Metazoa, Chordata, Mammalia, Pilosa, Megalonychidae. Gene Ontology annotation, biological process: regulation of transcription by RNA polymerase II; protein sumoylation. Bases 6483 to 9143 code for a protein of 886 amino acids. Gene Ontology annotation, molecular function: zinc ion binding; SUMO ligase activity.